Melampsora larici-populina 98AG31 is the source of this 594-nucleotide messenger RNA. RefSeq lists its product as uncharacterized. The transcript is spliced from 2 exons. The record is from RefSeq and is a predicted model, not a curated record. The coding region runs from base 1 to 594 and encodes 197 amino acids. Lineage: Eukaryota; Fungi; Basidiomycota; Pucciniomycetes; Pucciniales; Melampsoraceae.
AUGCCUGUCGUUUUGAUUUCCCCAGCCCAAGCGAGCUCUGACGAAUACUUUAUACUUUCCACGGCUGGGUCCCACACCGGACAGUGGCUAUGUAAACUCUGUACCGGUCGCAUGUUCAAGGACAAGAUCAGACACAGCAAGUUGAAAACUCACGUUGACCGAGUCCGACUUGAGCUGGAAAGAAUCGCGGCAGCUGAGCCGGCCGCGGCACCACCUGGUUUAGGCCCUCGAUCCCCUCUCGGGAACAGGCAAACAUUAUUGGCUGCCCCAAUGUUUCCCGAGGACGAUCCCGUCGAAGAAGUUGCGGAAGAUCAAAAUGCCCACAAUCAAAACGCUAUGGAUAUUUUUCAGGACGGCGUCGAUUCUAGCUCGGACGGCCUGGAAUCCCUCUAUGAUCCAUCACAUCCAAUCAAACUCGGCUGCACCUCUGGAGAGUCUAGUGUCGACUUGGAGGAAAUGCUUGACGGUUCCGAUUCACCAGGCUGCAGUUCACAGGCAGUUGAACCCAAACAGGCGGCCACAGACACGUGGCUUCCGUGGUACCCUUUACAAAAGGCAGAGGUUGUCCGAGUCCCUCAGUUACUUAUUCCGUGA